AUGGCAACAACCUCCUUCAUGGGGAGCCCCCUGCUUGUGAAGAAGUCCAAACUGGAAGAAAGGCCUCGCAGACCUUCGCUGGCUGGGAAUGCGUCCGAACCUCUUCUUCCGAAAUCGAUGGAAGCGGGUCGCCGCCCGCGUGGAUUGCCAGCACCAGGUGCACUGCAACCUGCAUUGGCUACAUCCACGAGGCAUGCACAUGCGACAAGUGCCCCCAUGCUGGGUCCUUUACGUACGAGACCCAGGUCACUAGACACGGCCAGAUACGAUUACAAGGCUCCCCAUGGGUCACUGCCCACUUUGCACGCUGAAAUGCAGGCUUCUGGCAGCCACGUACAUGUUCACCAGCGGAAGGUGUCUCCGGCACCGACCGUGUCAGAGGAGGAGAACGAGCUAUUGAGGUAG
Symbiodinium sp. CCMP2456 is the source of this 405-nucleotide messenger RNA. NCBI's taxonomy places the organism in Eukaryota, Dinophyceae, Suessiales, Symbiodiniaceae. The record is from the annotation of a GenBank genome assembly.